UCGCUUAAUCCGCGCAUAGAUGGCUGCAGUGUUUUGACCCACGGCGCGAGCCUUAGGCACAGUCUCCUCCGGCCUCCGUAGCCGGGUAUCCCAGUGAACAAGCUCCAAAGCCUGGUUCCACUAUGUCGGACGACGAGGCCUGGCGGAGCGGGGGCUCCCCGGAGGCCAGAGCGGCGGCUGUCAGCGACAUCCAGGAGCUGAUGCGGCGCAAGGAGGAGAUCGAGGCGCAGAUCAAGGCCAACUAUGACGUCCUGGAGGGCAAAGGCGUGGGGAUGGAUGAGCCACUGGUGGACUGCGAGGGCUACCCGCGCGCGGACGUGGACCUGUACCAAGUGCGCACAGCCCGGCACAACAUUGUCUGCCUGCAAAAUGACCACAAGGCUCUAAUGAAGCAGGUGGAGGAGGCCCUGCACCAGCUGCAUGCCCACGACAAGGAGAAGCAGGCCCGGGACCUGGCCGAGGCCCACAGGGAGGCCCUGAGCCGCAGGCCAGGCCAGGAUGAGAGCCAGGGGCCCCUGCAGGCCUUCGCCAGGGUGAACAGUAUCAGCGCUGGCUCCCCGGCCAGCUUCGCGGGCCUGCAGGUGGACGAUGAGAUCAUGGAGUUCGGCUCUGUGAACGCGCAGAACUUCCAGUCGUUGCAGAACGUGAGCAGCGUGGUCCAGCACAGCCAGGGGAGGCCCCUGAACGUGACCGUGAUCCGCAGAGGGGAGAGGCAGCAGCUGCGGCUGGUCCCGACGCGCUGGGCAGGGAAAGGCCUACUGGGCUGCAACAUUGUUCCUCUGCAAAGAUGACUGUUCCGGGGAGCAGGGAGAGCUCCGCUUUCCAUGCCCUGGACCUGGCGCCCCCAUUCUCCCUGUGCUCCGAAGUCCCUGAUGAUCUGGUGGCCGUUGUGAACUUUGGGCUUUGUGUGAACAGUCUGUGCUCAGCAUCUCUUACAGAUCCCAACACCAUUUGCGGCCGGUGGGGAGCUGGGCAGGAAGGUGUUGAUGCGACUUCAUUCUAGUAGGAAUUUCCUUUCCCCACAUGCAGCUGUGAAGCGCCAGUGCAACCACGGCAUCACCUGGCCGCAUUCUCCUGAGCAUCUCCAGCCGAAGGGCUCUCGGCCUGGACACCCUGAGCAGAGCUGAGCCGCCACACUCUGGCAGUGUCUUUGUUCCUGAUUUCACUGCUUUGGCGGAGUAGCGUCUCUGUGGCAGACCCUCCCAGCCAUGCCCCAGGGUCAGCGUUUUUACAGACUCGGUGUGCUCCACUGCCGAUCUGAUUGGAAGGGUUUGCAUCUCAGACUGCCUGAAGAUGCUGCUUGCUUUCUUCUUCCUUUCUCUGUUGAGAUGCUAAGUUCAUUCCUCGGACUCCACCUCUGAAUUCCUCCCCGUCUUCAUUGUACCCUUGUGUUUAUUGGCCCCGCUUGUAGACCGCUUCCUCUUUCUUGGAGAGGCCUGGACAACUGCCACGGAGCCUGUACCCUGUGGGGUGCCCGGCUCAGACUUGGGCCCCACCGGCACUGCUCCCCCAAGUGUGGCAGGCCUGCCGUGCCAUGUUUACCAGGGUUUCCUGUUUGGUGCGAGUUUACGGUCUGUGCUGUAAUAAAGUUGGUACUGUCCAGUCCCACCUGAGAGGUGAGCGUGUGGGUCGGCCGUGGGGCAGUGGCCCGUCCCCUGCUAACAUGACAUCGGGCGAACAGGUUCCACACCCUCCUCCAGCUGGCUUCCUGCGGGCUCAGGCCUGGGAGAUGCAGUUCCACGCAGGAGGACCCUACUAGUACCAGGCUGGUUCUGCAGAAGUGCUUUUGGAUAAAAGCAGCGAGGUUGUGCACCUUCUGUGAUUCAUUCCCAGCCAACUAAAACUUUCUGUACUGUCACCGCCCGGAUGAGGCAGAUAGGACAGAUGUGUGUUGCAUCUAUGGGACCAGGAAAAGGAAUUUGCUCUUGGCAGAGAUUUCUUUUUUUGGUUGGUCUCCCUACGGCGCCCGCACCGG
Messenger RNA from Fukomys damarensis (Damara mole-rat), 1975 nucleotides. RefSeq names its product proteasome 26S subunit, non-ATPase 9 (gene Psmd9). Gene Ontology annotation, cellular component: nucleus; cytoplasm. Gene Ontology annotation, biological process: proteasome regulatory particle assembly. The coding region runs from base 123 to 791 and encodes 222 amino acids. The transcript is spliced from 6 exons. Gene Ontology annotation, molecular function: protein binding. The record is from RefSeq and is a predicted model, not a curated record. NCBI's taxonomy places the organism in Eukaryota, Metazoa, Chordata, Mammalia, Rodentia, Bathyergidae.